UUGUUCCCAAACUUGCAACAUGUGACAGACUCAGACCAACCUUGGAAACUUUUGAACGGCCAAACUGUACCUUGUACUACAGAUAGUUUACCUAACAUUAACCGCAGUCCAAUGCUCAGUUUUGCUUCCAGACCAAAUAUGUCAACCUUUGUCAGGUGUCGCUGGUUGCUGCCUGUCCACACCCACAUGCCGCAUCGACCUUCGGAUUCAAGCCGGGAGUGGGAGAAGGAGCAGCAGCCGUUAGGUCCAGCAAUUUGUUGAUAAAAUGGAAACACGGACCCAUCCGCACAGCGAAACCUAACCGCUCCCCCGAACUCCAGCCCAGUCACAGACUCAGUGUCACACCCAGCACAGCCCUCUCAGCGCAGCACAUCGUUCACUGCAGUCAACUCGCAAGGCUCGGAGCAAUGAUCUAUCACGGUAACUGUCACUGCGGUGCGCUUCGGUUCGAAUUUCGGGUCGACGAUGCUGUCAAACGCAGCAUUGGUUGCAGCUGCAUCGCCUGCAGGAAGCAAGGCUACACUUGGCUCGUCGCUGAAGAAUCUCUCACUGUUGUGCGUGAUGACGGAAAGCUGACCAAGUACUCAUCGCCUACUCUGACUCACGAGUUCUGUUCCGUAUGCGGUACCGGUGUCUUUGGCGAGCAUUCCGAGGGGUUACUCAGCGGUCAAAGACUUCUCAAUGUCAGGACGCUGCGUGGAGUGAAUCCAUUCGACCUUGAAAGAACCAGAGAUGCAAGUGGAACAGACAUGGAUUCACCGCUAGCAGUAGAGUCUAGGCCGACAUUGCCCAUUACGGGAUCCUGCCUCUGUGGGUCGGUGGGGUUCGAACUGGCCGUGCCUCUGCAGGAGGUAGAGCUCAAAGAGGACAACUGCAGUAUCUGCGCCAGGAAUGCAUGGGCAGGUGCAUACGCCACCAAGAUGCAUGUGCGUAUCUUUGGCUCUGGCGAGGUUCAAGAUUACCGAUACGGGCAAAGAUUUAUGGGAUUUCCUUUUUGCAAGGUGUGCGGCGUGCACGUCUAUCUGAGUGUAUACGGCCCGCCCAAAACGUUCGUUGACCGGCUAUCGGAAGACAAGAAGAAGUUCGUUCGAAGAAAGCUCGACCUCGUGCCGGUCAAUAUUCGGGUCCUCGACGAGGUUGACAUUCGCGCGCUCAAGAUUGAACGAUCAGACGAGGGAACUAAGGGGUACGAACAGAACGUGUUGGGUCUGCCUCGAAGAAAGGGGGACACUUCCGGCUCCCCCUGAAAGUUGGCCCUCAUCAGCCGGUGGCAGAUGUUGCCAUUGGCCCUGGUACCUGACUACAGGCUUCUUCACAAAGUCAGCCACGCGGUGGGAGGUCCACCAUGAUCAUGAUUUGAUCUUACCCAACUUGGGGACACCGACUACCUCAAUCCCAGAUACUCAGUUUCUCACAUUGCGCCUGGGGAGCUUGAAGCACGGUGGUCGACUGCCAUCAUCACUUUUGACAUGCUCAUAUGACCUUUCACGCCGCUGAUGACUUGCCCGGCGAAAGCCAGAGUCAAUUCAAUAUUAUACGGGCUUAAUCUAAGAAAUUACUGUUGAAGUGUCUUUAUGGUUGCUGCAAAACUCCGAAUCCAGUCACCCGUC
Molecule: messenger RNA, 1610 nt
Organism: Canariomyces notabilis
Lineage: Eukaryota; Fungi; Ascomycota; Sordariomycetes; Sordariales; Chaetomiaceae
Product: glutathione-dependent formaldehyde-activating gfa
Exons: 4
Coding region: 408-1247 (279 amino acids)
Molecular function (GO): carbon-sulfur lyase activity
Source: RefSeq, a predicted model, not a curated record